Hermetia illucens (black soldier fly) is the source of this 820-nucleotide messenger RNA. RefSeq names its product BLOC-1-related complex subunit 7 (gene BORCS7). Gene Ontology annotation, cellular component: BORC complex. The coding region runs from base 240 to 500 and encodes 86 amino acids. The transcript has 3 exons. NCBI's taxonomy places the organism in Eukaryota, Metazoa, Arthropoda, Insecta, Diptera, Stratiomyidae. The record is from RefSeq and is a predicted model, not a curated record.
GCCCCAAUGACGUGUAAACAUUUGAAAAUGACAAGCAUUUCUCAGGGAAUUUUACGCAACCCUCGCAAAGGUUUAAAUUAUGCUAAAGUACACUUUACCCGGAGUCACUUAUUGACAUUUGUGUACCCUGUUGUUUGGGCUCUACCAGAAUAUGCAGUGAGCUGGGGAAGUGCGAGCUAAAUCAGUGUUGAAAUCGAUACGAAGGGACCACGACCAGUGAUACUCCCCAACUCGAAGAGAUGGCGUCGGCUUCGAGUAGCAGCGCUCGUCACCUUUUCAGCGACAGCAAGCGCCGUCUGGCGGACCGUGUAAGCGUGAAUGUUAACAACAUCGGCUCAGUGGCGCGGCAAAUUGUCCGGAGCUCAAAAUCAACGGAAAAAACCAUCGAAACCUAUGUACCCAUCUUUAGUUUAAAGGUGGGGAAAAAGUAUCUCAUCAUUGAAUUCAGGUCUGUAAAAAGUGAAUAUGGGCAAUGUUUGAUGGUUCAAAAUGAUUCUUAACCAGAAGAGUAGCGUGUGCUGAAUGCCAUACAGGAACAUUAUUUUGAUUUCGAAGGAGAAGAUAACAAUUAUUCAUCUGAUGCAUUGUAAUCUUGGGAAAUAGUUUAGUAAGAUAUCUUCACAGCAGAUCUAAAAAGUUUUUGCAUUACAUUGUAAAAUAAUUUCGUAGCAUUGUUUGGUAUUAACCAGUAUAGACUCAAAUACUGAUAAAGAUAUAUAAAUAAGUUUAAACAUUUUGUUAAUUCUAAAGAACAUUAAUUGUUAUAAAACUGUAUAUAUAUAUGUGUGAGUAAGUAAAAUAAAUAUUUGAAUUUUAUCAA